AUGUCCUCGGCCCUUAACGCGAUCAAGAUUCGUCGCAAGAAAAAUGUCAAGAAGGGUAUCCAAUUCUGCCUGAUGGUCUGCGGUGCCAGCGGGACCGGGCGUACUACCUUCGUCAACACUUUGUGUGGAAAGAAAGUUCUCGAGGGCAAGGAUGCCGAUGAUGCUGCCAAUGCCCACGUUGAGGAAGGCGUUCGCAUUAAACCGGUCACAGUUGAGCUAGAGUUGGAUGACGAAGGCACUCGAAUUUCUCUCACUAUCGUUGAUACCCCAGGCUUCGGUGACCAGAUAGACAAUGAAGCCAGGCAUUACGACGAUAUUCUUGCCGAAGAGUCACGAAUCAAGCGAAACCCUCGUUUUAGGGACAACCGUGUCCACGUUCUCCUGUACUUCAUCACACCGACUGGCCAUGGCUUGCGUGAAUUGGAUAUCGAAUUGAUGAAGCGCCUUUCUCCCCGUGUCAAUGUGAUCCCGGUUAUCGGAAAGGCCGAUUCUCUUACCCCCGCCGAAUUGGCGGAAUCGAAGAAGUUGAUCAUGGAGGACAUUGAACACUAUCGUAUCCCUGUUUACAACUUCCCUUACGAUAUUGAAGAGGAUGAUGAAGACACCGUGGAGGAAAAUGCUGAGCUACGUGGGCUUAUGCCCUUUGCCAUUGUUGGCUCUGAAGACUUCGUGGAGAUUGAUGGUCGGAAAGUACGGGCCAGACAAUAUCCAUGGGGUGUGGUGGAUGUUGAGAACCCUCGGCACUCUGAUUUCUUGGCCAUCCGAAGCGCUCUUCUCCACAGCCACCUUGCUGAUUUGAAGGAAAUCACCCACGAUUUCCUCUAUGAAAACUACCGUACUGAGAAGCUUAGCAAGAGUGUUGAUGGUGCUACUUCUGGUACCCAUGAUUCGUCCAUGAACCCCGAAGACCUAGCAAACCAAUCUGUCAGACUGAAGGAGGAACAGCUCCGCCGUGAGGAGGAGAAGCUUCGCGACAUUGAGCUCAAAGUGCAGCGUGAGAUCGCGGAGAAGCGUCAAGAACUGUUGGCUCGUGAAAGCCAGCUGAGGGAGAUCGAGGCGCGCAUGGCGCGCGAAUCGAGCCAGACGGACGGGGCCAAUGGAGAUGCUUAA
Messenger RNA from Aspergillus tanneri, 1110 nucleotides. It is a transcript of the gene aspA, whose product is annotated as putative septin AspA. The transcript is spliced from 6 exons. NCBI's taxonomy places the organism in Eukaryota, Fungi, Ascomycota, Eurotiomycetes, Eurotiales, Aspergillaceae. Gene Ontology annotation, cellular component: cytosol; microtubule cytoskeleton; septin complex. Gene Ontology annotation, biological process: cytoskeleton-dependent cytokinesis. The coding region runs from base 1 to 1110 and encodes 369 amino acids. Gene Ontology annotation, molecular function: GTP binding; molecular adaptor activity; GTPase activity. The record is from RefSeq and is a predicted model, not a curated record.